ACGAGGGAAAUUUAUGAGGAGAAAAGACGUGAUUUUCGCGUUUCUUUGAGGAUUUAAAAACGAAAAUCUUGCCUGCAAUCAGAAGUACUGCCCGCGUUUUUACCGCGAGGAGGUGACUCGUUAUUACUUCGGACUGUUUCAUCCACACCCAUUAAGUGAUUGAGAUCUUCAGUGAAGCUCCUCCUACAACAAUCCACCAACAAAUGCUGGAGUCAAACACACAGAGAAAUCACUCCAUGUGUGACAACUGAAAUCUUCAUGACAUAUUGUAGAUGCUGGUGAAAGAGGAGCUUGAGAAGAUGACAGAUCCACAACCAUGCAGAAUAAAGGAAGAAGAUACUGAGGAACAAAUAGAUAUGAUGGAAGUGAAAGAGGAGAGUCAAGCUGAAGUGGAUGAGAAACAUCAGAUUGUAAAAAUAAACCAUAAUGUUUCACAGAAAGAAACUCUGAAGACAGAAGACAUAAAGUGUGAAAAUAGUUUCAGAGAAGAUGAACGCCCUGCAGAUCACAUGAGGACUCACAGUAAGGAGAAACCUUUCACAUGUCAACAGUGUGGAAAGAGUUUUAGAAGAAAAGAUAACCUUAACUUACAUGUGAGGGUUCACACCGGAGAGAAACCUUACACAUGUAAACAGUGUGGAAAGAAUUUCAGAACAAAAGCUAGCCUUAACACACACAUGAGGAUUCACACUGGAGAGAAACCACACGUGUGUCAUCAGUGUGGAAAGAGUUUUACAACUGCAGGUAACCUUAAGAAACAUUUGAGGAUUCACACUGGAGAGAAACCUUACACAUGUCAACAGUGUGGAAAGAGUUUCUCUGCUCAAGGUAGCCUUAAGAUACACACAAGGAUUCACACCGGAGAGAAAAAGUUCACAUGCCAUGAGUGUAAAAAAUGUUUCAGAAUAAAAAGUAGCCUUAUAGCACACAUGAAAAUUCACAAAAGAGAGAAACCUCACAUGUGUUUUCAUUGUGGAAAGAGUUACGGUGAUAAACGUGGACUUGAGACUCACAUGAGAAUUCACACUGGGAAGAAACCUUUCAGAUGUCAUGUGUGUGGAAAGAGUUUCACCUUUCAAUCAGGCCUUUGUCGGCACAAGAAAGCUCACAUGGGGGAAAUGUUAUAUGCAUGCCAGCAUUGUGAAAAGAGUUUCCCAGAUAAAAGUCAACUUAAGAUACACACGAUGAUUCACACUGGAGAGAAACCAUUCACGUGUCAUCUGUGUGGAAAGAGUUUCAGAAUAAAAGAUUACCUUAACGUACACAUGAGGAUUCACACUGGAGAGAAACCACAUCUGUGUCAUCACUGUGAAAAGAGUUUUACAACUACAGGUAAACUUAAGAUACACAUAAGGACUCACACUGGAGAGAAACCUUACACUUGUCAACAAUGUGGAAAAAGUUUCUCUGCUGAAAGUAACCUUAAGAGGCAUGAAAGAAUUCACACUGAAGAGAAACCGUUCACAUGCAAUGAGUGUGAAAAAUGUUUCAGAAUUAAAUGUAGCCUUAUAACACACAUGAAAAUUCACACAGGAGAGAAACAAUACGUGUGUUGAGUUUCAGAAAUAAACAUGGACUUGAGACUCACAUGAGAAGUCACACUGGAGAGAAACCUUAAAUAUGUCUUUAGUGUGAAAGGAGUUACACAAGUGAAGUUGCUCUUAAGAAACGCGUGACAAAUCUCACCGCAGAAAAAACUUUCACAUGUCAUCACUGUGGAAAGAGUUUUAUACAUAUUUAAUACCUCAAUAGACAUGGAAAUAAAAUACUCAAAAUUAUUGACAAAUACAUGCACAGUUAUCUGUGAACUGUUACAAAUGUAUUUUACUAUCCACGAACAAAUGUCUUAAGAUUUGAAUAUGUGAAAUUCAGAAUAUGAAUGAACGUGUAUCGAUUUGUACAAAUGUUUUAUUUUGUAUUCAAAUAUCAUAAUUUGUGCAUGCAAAAAAGAGGAUGUGCAUUUGUGGAUCAGGCGACGCGCGUGCAUUCAUCCUGGUCUGUUCAUACGAGUUUUGAGACUUAAAGGUCGUGUUGCAGGUAAAAAUUUUCAACGAAUUUGUGCAAUUUGCUUGUUGAUAAUAAACAUUUAAACUGUUAUUCCUUGUAUUUUAUGUUGUUGGGUAUCACAAAACAGAAUUUAAUACGAAAAAGUACAGCGGUUUGCAAUGAUUCUCCUUUCCCCCACAACGCACUGUAUGACGUCACGCCGGGGAGAGAAUUUACCAAAGCCGCCUUGAGAGCAUUGAGAAUGACUAUAGAAAGACGAGUAAAGUACAGUUCUGAUAGCGCAGAUGAUAGAUAGAUAGAUAGAUAGAUAGAUAGAUAGAUAGACAGACAGACAGACAGACAGGCUAGUAUAGAGAGAUAGGCAGACAGCAUAACGUUAGCAUAACUUUGUGUAGAAAGUAAACAAACAAUUAACAUACUCGUGCGUGCUGGCUUGAGGGGGACCAUGAUCCUGCCUGAAAUGGGUGUAUGCGAUCUUCAGCACGAACGGAUUUAGGCAGCAUGUCUCAAAUCCUGGAAGCUGAGUGAGGCACGUCACAUCUGUUCGCGGGGAAAGCUUCUCGAUCGGUGACCAAAACGCACUCACUUCCAGCCAGUAGCGGAGUCGGGACUUUCCCGCUGGGUCGGUGUUAUAAUAGUUAUACAUUUCGAGUUAAGUUAUAUUAGAAAGACCGUCUGGCGGCGUGAUGUGAGGCUGGUUCCCGCAGCCCGCUGGUCAAACUGUGCAGCCUCUCUGAUCAACAAAGUAUAGAAGAGUGCUCAACCCGUUCGGCAGGUCCAACCAUGUACAGGAUUUCUAAAAAUACAGUGAUCAAUGAGCGGUUCCUCCUCAAAUGGCAUAGUCUGUCGUGAUGUAAAAAGCCGCCGAACGCCUGUUUAAAUGCAGUAUGUAUGCGGUCGGAUCCGAGUGUGCUGCAGCUGCUGCUUCUGCGUAUAAAAUGAUUGUGUGAUUCUUUAUGAUCGCAUAAACAAUAUAACAAAGCAACCUUUUAUUUCACAAAACAAUAUAUUUUAGAUAUUAUUUGAUAAACUAGUAAGUGUGGAUUAAGGAUGUUUAAAAAUCUCUAGCCUGGUGGUCACGACAUGAAUGGAUCAAAUCAGCAGAUUUACGAAGUUUUAUUUAUCUCCACUUAUAUCAUAAAUAUUAAUUAGGAUGGUAACUUUGCAGUAUACAACAUUAUAUAUUUCCUACGAUGUAUAUAUGAUUUCCAAAUGAUUUGUUAAUAGUAUUAAAUGGCAAUAAAUGUCUCAUCUAUCUCUAUGGCUUUGGCUGAGUCUUUCUCCACUUCUCCCCAACGUGACGUCAUCGCCGAAUUGGGUAAAAAAAAAGUUAAUACCAAAAAACGUAAAAAAGUGGUCUUUAAGACAAUUUUUGAGACAUUUUAAAAAUGAUAUACAUUUCUUGAGUGAUUUAUGUACCCAUUAAUCGACAGUGGUGGUUAGCCUGCAACACGCCUUUAAGUAGCGUGGUUCGCAUUGAAAGAUCCACGAGCACAGCUGUGCUAAGAAAACAGUUACCACUAGGUGUCAGUCUAACAGAGUUUCACACAAGGCGGUGAAACUCUGUGUUUUCUGUGUUUCCCUUUAGUUUGGUGUUUUAUAGCAUUAUACACAUAUACAUACAUACAUAUAUAUAUAUAUACACAUAUACAUACAUGCACAUAUAUAUACACAUAUACAUACAUUUAUAUAUAU
Paramisgurnus dabryanus is the source of this 3702-nucleotide messenger RNA. RefSeq lists its product as uncharacterized. Gene Ontology annotation, cellular component: nucleus. The record is from RefSeq and is a predicted model, not a curated record. Lineage: Eukaryota; Metazoa; Chordata; Actinopteri; Cypriniformes; Cobitidae. Gene Ontology annotation, molecular function: RNA polymerase II cis-regulatory region sequence-specific DNA binding; DNA-binding transcription activator activity, RNA polymerase II-specific. Gene Ontology annotation, biological process: regulation of transcription by RNA polymerase II.